Messenger RNA from Protopolystoma xenopodis, 240 nucleotides. The record is from the annotation of a GenBank genome assembly. NCBI's taxonomy places the organism in Eukaryota, Metazoa, Platyhelminthes, Monogenea, Polystomatidea, Polystomatidae.
AUGUCGUCUCGCAUCAACUAUCCUCCAGAGGUUGAGUCCAGAAUCAACCAGGGCAUUGAUAUGCACCUGUCUGGCGAGAAGACGUACAACUGCAUGUCCUCCAUCUGCAUGUCCGACGAGGUCGCUUUGCCCGAGUUCAGCGAAUUCUUCCGCGUCUGUGGAAUGCGCAUGCGGAGGAUUGCCGAGAGGAUGAAGCGCUACCAGGAGGUGCGUGGUGCGCACUACUCGAUGUCGAGUGAU